Molecule: messenger RNA, 1074 nt
Organism: Labeo rohita (rohu)
Lineage: Eukaryota; Metazoa; Chordata; Actinopteri; Cypriniformes; Cyprinidae
Gene: armc7
Product: armadillo repeat containing 7
Exons: 3
Coding region: 239-997 (252 amino acids)
Molecular function (GO): protein binding
Source: RefSeq, a predicted model, not a curated record
CGCAGAGCCCAGUCGCUGAGGCGAAAUUUAAAAAAACUCGUUGAUUAAAUCAUGACAUUCUGGAUGAAAUGUAUUUGUAUGUGUAUUUACAGUUCAUAGACAGUUUCUGUAGAUAGGAAAUUCAAAGUUGAAGUUUAUAGCAGAAGCACCUUUGACUUUAUUUUGUAAGUCAGGAUACUAAUCUAAUCAGUGUCACGAUACUGAUGGACGACAACAAUAACAGCAAUAAAGACAAGAAAUGAGAUUAGAUCACUAUCACAAACUUUUUUGUUUUAUACGGUGCAAUAAAAUAUCAAUAUCAGUAUUUUGUAAUAUGGUAUAUUUGUUAUACAGUGUUUAUCUUUUUCUAUCUGUUGAUAUGUCUGUCUGUCUCUUUCUGAAGGUGUUAAACCCCAAUGUUACCCAUGAUUCAUCUGUGAUGGCAGGAAAGAAUCGUUUCUCGGUGGCUGACAGGUUUGAAUAUCUGCAGGGUCUGGUCACUGAGUUUCAGGACACUGACAGUGAAGAUGCUAAAGAGCAAAUUCUGGCAAACCUGGCCAACUUCGCCUAUGAUCCCUCCAACCUGGAGGCACUGCGAUUGCUCCAGGUCACUGAGCUCUUCCUGGACAUGCUGACAGAAGACAACGAGAACUUUGUGGAGUUUGGAAUUGGUGGUUUGUGUAACCUAAGUAUGGAGCGGGAGUCCCGUGAUCAGAUCCUGCAAAGCGGCGGAGUCCCAUUAGUGAUAUCCUGCCUGUCGAGUAACAGAGAUGAGACGGUUCUCUCUGCCAUCACUACAUUAAUGAACCUCACCACAGCGACCUCGCGUGCCGAGACCACAGAAAGCGCAGUGGUGCAGUGCAUGCUGCGCUUCUCCCUCACACAGAACCCGCGCCUCAGGAACCUGGCAUCAGUCUUCCUGGAGGACUGCUGCACGCAGCAACAAGUGGACAAAGCCAGAGAGGAAAUGCAGGGACAAAGCCAAUCAGCGGUGGGGAUCCCACUGCCAAAGGACUGAACGCUUUUGCUUUUGAAUGCAAUUGUCUCUGGGCAAUAUGUAAAUGUUGAAAUUGUCAUUUAAGAUAUUUUGAAAAA